Messenger RNA from Strigops habroptila (Kakapo), 5787 nucleotides. RefSeq names its product calcium voltage-gated channel subunit alpha1 S (gene CACNA1S). Gene Ontology annotation, biological process: calcium ion import across plasma membrane. NCBI's taxonomy places the organism in Eukaryota, Metazoa, Chordata, Aves, Psittaciformes, Psittacidae. Bases 53 to 5572 code for a protein of 1839 amino acids. The record is from RefSeq and is a predicted model, not a curated record. The transcript has 44 exons. Gene Ontology annotation, cellular component: membrane; voltage-gated calcium channel complex. Gene Ontology annotation, molecular function: high voltage-gated calcium channel activity.
GGGGGCUCAGCCGCGGGGUAGGAGGGGCAGAAACAGCUAGGAAAGGAACACCAUGGAGCCUGCUUCUCCCCAGGAUGACGUGAAGAAGAGGCAACAGAAGGAGAAGUCCAAGAAGCCGGUGCCGCCCGUGGCCCCACGGCCAGCCCGAGCUCUGUUCUGCUUAACCCUGCAAAACCCGCUGCGGAAGGCGUGCAUCAGCAUCGUGGAGUGGAAACCCUUCGAGAUCAUCAUCCUCCUGACCAUAUUUGCCAACUGUGUUGCACUGGCCAUCUACCUGCCGAUGCCUGAAGAUGACACCAACAUUGCUAAUUCCAGCCUGGAGAAGAUUGAAUAUGCCUUCCUGAUCUUCUUUGCCAUUGAGGCCAUGCUGAAGAUAAUUGCCUAUGGGUUUCUUUUCCAUACGGAUGCAUACCUCCGGAAUGGCUGGAAUGUGCUGGACUUUUCCAUCGUGUCUCUAGGGCUUAUCACCAUGACCCUGGAGAAGGUCAAUGCAAAAGAGGGAGGGUCUUCAGGGGGAAAAGGCGGCUUUGAUGUGAAGGCCCUGCGAGCAUUUCGUGUGCUGAGACCCCUGCGCCUGGUGUCUGGAGUGCCAAGUCUUCAGGUCGUCCUGAACUCCAUCAUCAAGGCUAUGGUGCCCCUGCUCCACAUUGCCCUGCUGGUCCUCUUCAUGAUCAUCAUUUAUGCCAUUGUCGGGCAAGAGCUCUUCAAGGGCAGGAUGCACAAGACCUGCUACUACCUCGGGACAGAUAUGAUUGCCACAGUGGGAUCAGAGAAGCCAGCCCCAUGCACCAGCUCUGGCCAUGGGCGCCACUGCACCAUCAAUGGCACCGAGUGCCGAAGCGGAUGGCCAGGGCCCAACAACGGCAUCACUCACUUUGACAACUUUGGCUUUGCCAUGCUGACUGUCUAUCAGUGCAUCACCAUGGAGGGCUGGACAGAAGUCCUCUACUGGGUAAAUGAUGCCAUUGGGAAUGAAUGGCCCUGGAUCUACUUUGUCAGCCUUAUCUUGCUUGGCUCCUUCUUUGUUCUCAACCUGGUGCUGGGGGUGCUCAGUGGCGAGUUCACCAAAGAGCGCGAGAAGGCCAAGUCACGCGGCACGUUUCAGAAGCUGCGGGAGAAGCAGCAGCUGGAGGAGGAUCUCAAGGGCUACAUGGAUUGGAUCACCCAUGCUGAGGUCAUGGACAGUGACCGGACCAGGGGAGAAGGUAUGAUGCCAUUGGAUGAAGGAGGGUCAGAGACAGAGAGCUUGUAUGAAAUUGAGGGCAUGAACAAGUGGAUUCUCUACUUCCGUCAGUGGAGACGUUGGAACCGGAUGUUUCGUAGGAAGUGCAGAGAUGUGGUGAAGUCCAAGUUCUUCUACUGGCUUGUCAUCCUGCUGGUAGCCCUGAACACCUUCUCCAUUGCUUCCGAGCACCACUUACAGCCAGAAUGGCUGACACAAGUGCAAGACAAUGCCAACCGGGUGCUGCUAGCCCUCUUUGUGGCUGAGAUGCUGUUGAAGAUGUACGCGCUGGGCCUGCGCCAGUACUUCAUGUCGCUCUUCAACCGCUUUGACUGCUUCGUGGUGUGUGCGGGGGUCCUGGAGACCAUCCUGGUGGAGCUCGGUGCCUUGUCACCCCUGGGCAUCUCUGUGCUGCGCUGCAUCCGGCUCCUCCGCAUCUUCAAGAUCACCAGGUACUGGACAUCCCUGAGCAACCUGGUUGCCUCUCUGCUCAACUCGGUCCGCUCUAUUGCCUCUUUGCUCCUCCUCCUCUUCCUCUUCAUCAUCGUCUUCGCACUGCUGGGUAUGCAGCUCUUUGGGGGCAAGUUUGACUUCGAGGACAUGCAAGUGCGGCGCAGCACAUUCGACAACUUCCCUCAGGCCCUCAUCAGUGUCUUCCAGAUCCUGACUGGGGAGGACUGGAAUUCAAUCAUGUACGAUGGAAUCAUGGCCUAUGGGGGCCCGUCCUUUCCUGGCAUGCUAGUCUGCAUCUACUUCAUCAUCCUCUUCGUUUGUGGGAACUAUAUCCUCCUCAAUGUCUUCUUGGCCAUCGCGGUUGAUAACCUGGCUGAGGCUGAGAGCCUGACCUUAGCCCAGAAGGCUAAAGCAGAGGAACGCAAGCGGCGGAAGAUGUCCAGACAUUACCCAGAGAAGUCUGAAGAUGAGAAGCAGAUACUGGCAAAGAAGCUUGAGCAGAAAGCAAAAGGAGAAGAGAUUCCCACAACAGCCAAGUUAAAAGUGGAUGAAUUUGCAUCCAGUGUCAAUGAGAUCAAAGACCCCUACCCUUCUGCGGACUUCCCAGGUGACGAUGAGGAAGAUGAGCCUGAAAUUCCCCUGAGCCCUCGGCCACGUCCCCUUGCAGAGCUACAGCUGAAAGAGAAGGCCGUGCCCAUGCCUGAAGCCAGCUCCUUCUUUAUCUUCAGCCCAACCAACAAGUUUCGGAUGCUGUGCCACAGGACUGUCAAUGCUACCUGGUUCACCAACUUCAUCCUGCUCUUCAUUCUCCUCAGCAGCAUCUCGUUAGCAGCUGAGGAUCCCAUCCGGCCUGAGUCCUUCCGCAACCAGAUCCUUGGAUACUUUGACAUUGGUUUCACCUCUGUCUUCACAGUUGAAAUCGUCUUGAAGAUGACAGCCUAUGGUGCUUUCCUGCAUAAAGGCUCCUUCUGCAGGAACUCAUUCAAUAUCCUGGACUUGCUCGUGGUCGCUGUGUCCCUCAUCUCCAUGGGAAUUGAGUCCAGUGCCAUCUCAGUGGUGAAGAUCCUCCGGGUGCUGAGGGUACUGAGGCCUCUGCGAGCCAUUAACAGGGCAAAGGGGCUGAAGCACGUGGUCCAGUGUGUGUUCGUGGCCAUCAAGACUAUCGGUAACAUUGUGGUCGUCACGACAUUGCUGCAGUUCAUGUUUGCCUGCAUUGGGGUCCAGCUCUUCAAGGGCAAGUUCUAUAGAUGCACAGAUCCAUCCAAGCUGACGGAGAAGGAGUGCAGGGGUUACUUCAUCAACUAUGUGGACGGGGACCCCACGCAGAUUGAGCUGCAACAGCGUGUCUGGUUGCACAACAGCUUCCACUUCAACAACGUAUUCUCAGCCAUGAUGUCCCUUUUCACUGUCUCCACCUUCGAGGGCUGGCCAGAGCUGCUAUACAUGGCCAUUGACACUAAUGCUGAGGAUACAGGCCCUAUCUACAACUACCGGGUGGAGAUUGCAAUGUUCUUCAUCAUCUACAUCAUCCUCAUUGCCUUCUUCAUGAUGAAUAUCUUUGUGGGCUUUGUCAUUGUCACCUUCCAGGAGCAAGGAGAGAACGAAUACAAGAACUGUGAGCUGGACAAGAAUCAGCGCCAGUGUGUGCAGUAUGCACUGAAGGCUCGCCCGCUGCGGUGCUACAUCCCCAAGAACCCCUACCAGUACCAGAUCUGGUAUGUGGUCACCUCCUCCUACUUCGAGUACCUCAUGUUCUUCCUGAUUCUGCUCAACACCAUCUGCCUGGGCAUGCAGCAUUACAACCAGUCUCCAGAAAUGAACCAUAUUUCAGACAUUCUCAACGUGGCCUUCACCAUUCUCUUCACCCUGGAGAUGAUCCUCAAACUCAUGGCCUUUAAAGCCAAGGGCUACUUUGGGGACCCCUGGAACGUCUUUGACUUCCUCAUAGUGAUUGGCAGCAUCAUUGAUGUCAUCCUCAAUGAGAUUGACGAUGGACAGUGCCUGGCAGAGGACUCCGACGACGACUCCCGCGUCUCCAUCACUUUCUUCCGUCUCUUCCGGGUGAUGCGGCUGGUGAAGCUGCUCAGCCGAGGGGAAGGUGUCAGGACCCUCCUCUGGACCUUCAUCAAGUCCUUUCAGGCUCUGCCCUACGUAGCCCUGCUGAUUGUGAUGCUUUUUUUCAUCUACGCUGUGAUCGGGAUGCAGAUGUUUGGGAAGAUUGCCAUGGUGGACGGGACCCAGAUCAACCGAAACAACAACUUCCAAACCUUCCCACAGGCUGUUCUGCUGCUCUUCAGGUGUGCCACUGGUGAGGCCUGGCAGGAGAUCCUGCUGGACUGCAGCUAUGGCAAGCUCUGUGACCCUGAGUCAGACUUCAAUGAGGGCGAGGAGUACACCUGCGGCACCGGCUUUGCCUACUUCUACUUCAUCAGCUUCUACAUGCUCUGUGCCUUCCUGAUCAUUAACCUCUUCGUGGCCGUCAUCAUGGACAACUUUGACUACCUCACGCGUGACUGGUCCAUUCUUGGGCCCCAUCACCUGGACGAGUUCAAACGGAUCUGGGCUGAGUAUGACCCCGAGGCCAAGGGCAGAAUCAAACACUUGGACGUAGUGACUCUGCUGAGACGUAUCCAGCCUCCCCUGGGCUUUGGGAAGUUCUGUCCACACCGUGUAGCGUGUAAGCGCCUGGUGUGCAUGAACAUGCCCCUCAACAGUGAUGGCACUGUCACCUUCAAUGCAACCCUCUUUGCACUGGUGAGGACAGCCCUCAAGAUCAAGACAGAAGGUAACUUUGAGCAGGCCAACGAGGAGCUCAGAGCCAUUAUCAAAAAGAUCUGGAAGCGAACCAGUAUGAAGCUCUUGGACCAGGUCAUCCCACCUAUUGGAGAUGAUGAGGUGACAGUGGGCAAAUUCUAUGCUACUUUCCUCAUCCAAGAGCAUUUCAGGAAGUUCAUGAAGCGCCAGGAGGAGUAUUAUGGGUACCGGCCCAAGAAGAACCCUGUGGAGAUCCAGGCUGGGCUGAGGAGCAUUGAAGAAGAAGCUGCUCCUGAAAUCCAUCGCGCCAUUUCUGGGGACCUGACAGCUGAAGAGGAGCUGGAAAGAGCAAUGGUGGAGGCUGCCAUGGAGGAAGGGAUAUACAGGAGGACUGGUGGCUUGUUUGGCCAAGUCGACAGCUUCCUGGAGCCCAGCAGCCCCCUGCAGCCACACGUGGCCAGCCAGAGGCCCCUGCAGUUCACAGAGGUGGGCAGCGAGGACCUCGAUUCCCCUGUGUUCCUCGAUGACUUCCCUCAGGAAGGCAACACCAAUGUCAACAAUGCCAACAGAAACAACUGGCUGGAGGGGAUGGAGUACGAGGAUGAGGUACUGAGGAGGACAGUGCCAGCAGCACCCAAGCAUCGAGUGUGGGAGUGCAACCACCGCUCACCUAUGGAAAAGCUGCAGCAGAGGCCGAGCAGGAGGCGAGGAGAGGCCACCUCUGGGAGUCACCCAUCAUCAGGCCUGCACUUUCUCUCCCAAGAGCAGCCCAGAGAGGAUGGCGCAGGGACGGGAACAGCGUCCAGCUCAGAGCACCAGCAGGGUGAAAGCAGUGACCUGAGUGCAUCCUCCACCCCAGUCAUCACCUUCCUCAUUCAGGAGGCUCUGAUCUCUGGGGGCCUCACAGCUCUGGCCCAUGACCCAACCUUCGUAGCAGUGACAAGGGACGAGAUGGCAGCCAGCAGCCAACUGGAGGUGGAUGAAGUGGAGAAAGCAGCCGUGGAGCUGCUAAAGGGAAGAGAAACACUUCAAGGUACAAAAACUGGCUCUGCUCCCCAGCACACCUCAGCCACAUCAUCAGCCAGCUCCCCAGGGCUAAGAGCAGCCACUUCCCAAAAGACCAUUGCUGCCACUCACCUGUGAUACACCAGCACACACGGUCCCUUCAGAAGCUUGCAGGGGGUUACUGGAGCAAUGCCACACUGCUCCCCCUCUGCCUGGGGUCCUGGUGGGCUCUGUCCAGCUGCAGGAGGAUUUUGCGGCUGAGUGUCCAGGAUGCUGGUGCAGGACAGGACAAUGCUGUGCCAGCAGGGUCUUGCAAGAGCUGGAUGGGUCAUUAAAGUGUUCCUGCUGUGUAA